GUGAUUGAUGCAAUGACACACUCCCGCCAAUUCCGACUUGGGAGCGCGAGGCAGGCAGUGGGGCUACCUGUACCGUUGUUUUUUUACGGAGAAUUCAUAAACGAGUGGAACACCGGCUUAGUGGUUGGGAUGUUGGCGGCGGAAACUCCAUCUGUGGACGGACAUCUGGCAGCAUCGACUCCCCGAAGAAGAGGCAUGGAUUGUAAGUCGAGUAAAAAUGCCAACAAAAAACUUAUCCAAGCUCGUCUCCCAUUCAAGCGCAUGAACCCUGAACCUAAAGAGAACCAGCCACCUAAAAGCCCCUGUGCACAUACCUGCCCCAAACCAGGAGACUCGGACAGGGAGAAUGAGAAUGAAUCUUCUGCGCUCUCUCCACACUGUGGACCGCCCUUGGUUAACGGCCGCGGGCCCCUUGAUGGCUUCCUGAGCCGAAGGCGCCCUGCGCCGGCGGAUGAGAACAUGAUUAUAGAUCUGACCGCAGACAACGCCCUGUCUCCCAUUAAGCACCUUGUUUCACCUGCUACCACCUCACCCCGCCUCCCAGCGAAAGACAAGCAUCUGGGAAAAGAUAAAACUACAUUGUCUGAGAAAUCCAGCACUCCUAAAACACACACUUUAGACUGCACAUUUGUCGAGACAGAUGAGGAAGAAGACGAAGAAGACGAAGAGAUGGAGGAAGAAGAAGAUGCUGAUCUGACAGCUUCAGUUUUGCAGAUUGAUACAACGCAGGAUUCUGAAAGUGAGACAGAGGAGCAGGAGGAGUCGGGAAACAUGUCCAUGCUGUCAGCUUCGUCCGCCAGCGGCACAUCCGAAAGCUCACCAGAGAAGUCCAAGACUGAUGACCCUACAUCCACUUCUACACCCAGCACAGAGCCAAAGACGAACCCCAAGAUACCAUCAGAUCAGAAAAAUAUCAGAAGGCGCUCGUUGAAGAAAGUCCAAGAACAGGAGGAGAGGCAUCUGCUGCGGCAGGAGAAGGACCGCCAAAGGGAAGAGGCUAAAACUGCAAAAGAGAAAAAGAAAGAAGAAGCUCGUCGUCUGAAGGAAGAGCGAGAAAAGGAAAAACGGGAGAGAAAAGAAAAAGAUGAGCAAGAGAAACGAGAGAAAAAAGAGAAGGAGGAAAAAGAAAAAGCUGACAAGUUAAAAGCAAAAGAGGAUCUACGGAAAUCCAAGCAAGAGGCAAAGCUUGAAGAGAAAAGGAAGAAAGAAGAAGAGAAGCAAAUGAAAGAAGAAGAGAAAAGGUUAAAAGAAGAGAAGGAUCGUGUCAAAGCGGGGAAAGCAGAAAUCACACGUUUUCUGCAGAAAUCCAAAAUUCAACAAGCUCCAAAGACACUUGCAGCUACGUGUGGGAAGUUUGCUCCAUUUGAGAUUAAAGAACACAUGGCUCUGGCACCGCUUUGCCGGGUUCAGUGUGAGGAGUCUGUUUUGGAGGAACUGGACCGGUGUUUGUUGAAACCUGCUGAUAACCUGAAUGGACUGAAAGACUGGAUCAGGGACGGGCCCCGCAGCUCAGGACCCACCAAACCUAGAAAGCCACUAAGCGAUUGUAUACCAGUAGAAGAGACUAAACCAGAUGGUGUGCCAGAUCGUGACCGUUAUGGACCCAUGAAGCUGCUGCAGUUCCAUGCAAACCACCGUCCAGCGUACUGGGGCACCUGGAGUAAAAAGAGUGAAAACAUCUCGCCUCGCUGCCCCCUUAGACAAGACCAGGGUUUGUUGGACUAUGAAGUGGACAGCGAUGACGAAUGGGAGGAAGAGGAACCGGGAGAAUCCCUGUCACAUAGUGAAGGGGAAGAGGAAGGAGGUGAAGGAGGUGAAGGAGGUGACGAUGAUAGCGAUGAUGACGGCUUCUUUGUUCCUCAUGGGUACCUUUCGGAGGAUGAGUGUGCUCUAGAGGAAGAGGAGGGUGGCGACUUGGAGAAGCAGAAAAUACGUCAGAAAGUGAAAGCAAAGGAGUGGGACGAGCUGAUGUCCACCAAGAAGAAGAUGAAGGUGCUGGACCCCGUGGUGAGGGGCUGCCUCUGGGAGGGAGCAGGACCUGGACUGCAGCUCUUCAAGCCUUAUGCUCUUUGUCUGGUGGAGCCUUUACCAAAGGUAGACACCAGCCCCGGCCAAGAGGAGCUUUCACUCAGGAAGAGCCAGAGAGAAGAACAAUUACUCAGUCGGCUGCUGCCUCUGCUGCACGGCAACACCAACAGCAGCAAGGUGAUCAUCAGUGAGUUCCAGGAGUUUUGUCGUCAGCCGACUACCUCCUCAUCGCCCCCCGAACUGUCCAGCCCUCAGAGUCAGGCAGAAAACAUCCCCACCAGAAUACAGGUGAAGCGCCUGAUGAAGAGCAACGCUGCUUAUGAGAAGCGCUCCACCUACAGACGCUGCUGGUACGUCCAGGCGGAGGUUCUGACCCGCUUCGGUCAGGAUGCUCUUCCUGUGCCCUGCCAAUGGACCUACCUCACCACAGGGGCUCGAGAAGAGUCCCGUGAAGAACCACAGGCUGCCACCGGCUCUCAGGGAAACUCCCCCACAACCCCACAGAACUCCUCGUCCACAUCAUCAUCCUCCAACAAAAGGAAAAGCACAGGCAGCAUGUCAAUCACCAAGUUCAUGAAGAAAUGUGCUGACCCAGAGCAGGCAAUAGAGGCAGAUGGUUUUCAAGCCGACACUGAGGAAGAUGACGAAGAAGAUUGUGUCAUCGUGUCCACAAAGACUGCCCUGACCAGAAAGUCCUCCAAUGAGGGAGACUGUGUGAUGGAGGUCACUCCCUCCGACACAGCGGCCCUCCCGGUGUCCAGCGCGGCUCCAACCCUCUCCACGGCCUGAGGACAGGAGGCGGCUCCGUCAACAACGCUCCCUCCCUGAUUAAUGUCUCCUUCCUGGUUCUGAACGCUUCUGUGUCCAAGACAGAAUCAAGUCUUCAAGCAACAUGAAGCAGCACACUUUGGUGCAGGCAACCCGCUCAGGUGGCUUCUGCUCAAUAUUAUGAGUUCCUUUCACCUUGUUGUUUUCUGUGCGUCGGGAGUGGUCUCGCCUGUAAGAUGUAGUGUGCAUAACAUCAGAAGUUUCUGACUUGAUUAUUGAGGUUUGUCCAAUGUUCAUUAAGUGUGUCUGAUUGAUUUUUGCAUGGAAGUGUCAGUCCUGCAUGUUUGGCUUCGGCCUCUUUGGAGACUCUUCGGCUCGCGUUAGCAACAACAGGUUGUUGAGCAGAGGAAGGAAGAGCAGAACAGAAAUGCCCAAUGUUCAUGAGGAAGAAUCCAAGAAAUCAAAAACAACAUUCUUUACGGUUCCUGAAAUAUUGAAUUAACGUUAUCUGAUAUCUUCUAGUCUAAAUGUGUACAUAUAUAUAUAGUUUACCAGAAAUAAGGAUUGGGAAAUGAGAGGCUGAAGUUCAAUCUGUACAUUUCCCUUACAUUUCAAUUGGUGCAUUUAUUCUGCAAUUUCUAACUCUGACAACUCUCUGGAGUAGUUGCUAGAUCUGUACUGUUAGGUCCAGUGUCACAAUGUUUUAUAAAUAUGUAUUUUCUGUGUUUUUUUCCAAGAAUACUUGAACAGGAUAAGUUCAUUAAACAUGAAUAAAAGUACUGCACUUUUAUAUUCCAUUAA
Messenger RNA from Gymnodraco acuticeps, 3597 nucleotides. It is a transcript of the gene chaf1a, whose product is annotated as chromatin assembly factor 1, subunit A (p150). The transcript is spliced from 17 exons. The record is from RefSeq and is a predicted model, not a curated record. Gene Ontology annotation, cellular component: CAF-1 complex; nucleus. The coding region runs from base 13 to 2817 and encodes 934 amino acids. Lineage: Eukaryota; Metazoa; Chordata; Actinopteri; Perciformes; Bathydraconidae. Gene Ontology annotation, biological process: nucleosome assembly.